Molecule: messenger RNA, 3195 nt
Organism: Penicillium cinerascens
Lineage: Eukaryota; Fungi; Ascomycota; Eurotiomycetes; Eurotiales; Aspergillaceae
Product: WD repeat-containing protein
Exons: 3
Coding region: 1-3195 (1064 amino acids)
Biological process (GO): negative regulation of fatty acid biosynthetic process
Cellular component (GO): cytoplasm; Cul4-RING E3 ubiquitin ligase complex
Molecular function (GO): protein binding
Source: RefSeq, a predicted model, not a curated record
AUGAAGGACUCACUGUACGAUCGUCUCUGGCGCCGAGAAUGCGGGGAGCUAUCGCCGACUACCGGGCUCCGAGAGCUUUACGGCUCUAACGAGUGGAUUGACGACCUGGACAUCGUAAAUGAGCUUGGAGGACACACAGGAUGUGUGAAUGCUCUCAGUUGGUCCCAUUCAGGUCGUCUCUUGGCUUCAGGCUCGGAUGACCAGCAUUUGAACGUAUACUCAUACCAACCCGAAUCCUCAAAUGCCCCCUUCUCGCUCAGCACCACCGUGGCCACGGGUCACAAGGCCAACAUCUUCUCCGUCAAGUUCAUGCCACAUUCCAACGAUCGCACCCUGAUCACCUGUGCCGGUGACUCCCAGGUGCGCGUCUUCGACAUCGAACACUCCACCAGCAACAGCAAUACGAACGCCAAUGCGACUUCGGCAUUUGCGGCUUCGGCUCGGAGCCGACGCUUCAACAACUUCUUUGAAGGGACACGUUAUUUGAGUGAAGGUAAUACCAAUGCUAGGGUCUACCGGAGCCAUGCCGAUCGCGUGAAACGGAUCGUCACCGAGUCGUCGCCGUACCUCUUCCUCACAUGUUCCGAAGAUGGCGAGGUCCGACAGUGGGACUUGCGCCAGCCGUCGUCUGCGUACCCCUCGCCCCGGGGUGGCCAGGGCUUCAUGGCCUACCGACCGGGCUUGGACCAUGAUGACUCAAACGUUCCUCCGCCACUUAUCUCCUACAAAAAGUUCAGUCUUGAUCUCAACACGAUCUCAUGUUCCCCUACUCAACCGCAUUACAUCGCCCUGGGCGGUGCCCAUAUGCACUGCUUUCUGCAUGACCGGCGCAUGCUUGGGCGAGAUAUCUCGGCCGAAAAAGGCACCCCCGACGUGGCCACCCCGAUCGCUGGCAGUGUUGAUGAUGAGUUGAUGGGUAAGGCGACUCGAUGCGUGCGACGAUUUGCACCCAGAGGCAAACGUCGUAUGCGCCACCUUGACGAUGGGCACAUCACUGCAUGCAAGAUCAGCGAUGCAAAUCCGGAUGAAAUGGUAGUCAGCUGGUCUGGAGACCACAUCUAUAGUUUUGACCUGAUCCGCAGUCCAGAUGCCCGUGAUACUUCAUCUGAAGAGAGUUCGAAGUCAAAGGGCACAGGCGCGCGUCGCAAGAAUGGUUCGCGAAACCGGAAGCGCAAGCGCGCGAAGCCCACAUCAAUGUCAUCACAGGAGAGCGGCGACCGGCAUCAUUCUCGACGUCGGUCGGAAGAUCCUGAUACGUUGCACGUACAGUACGAAAAUGGAGAGUCUUCCGAUAUCCCGUUCCGGGAAAUUUCUGAGGGGGCUGAGACACCGGAGGGCAUGCUCGAGCGUGCUAGGUACUCGGUGCUGAACGAUGCUCAGCGUUUGAGCAUGGAUAUUGCGAAAGGGCUUGUGAAGCUUCGACAGGCACUGUUCUCUCUUAGGGCGACUGCCAGGGAGGCUACGGAGUCUGAACAGUCAGACAUAACGCCGUAUUCCGAUUCGUUCCGGACUGCUUUAGGCCUGGCAUCCACGUACCUGCCCUUGAUGGAUAAAGUCAUGCGGGAAUGGACGUACCCGUUGAAUCCAUCUCAGGACACCGUUCGUUUUGAGCGAUCUCUUCGCGAGAAUCGUCAGGCCUCUUGGAGAUUCGUGCAAGCUGCUGGAACUCUCGCGCGAGUGUUACUGCGCCCUACAGACCAUUCAAUGGCCCCGAUAGACUUCGCGCAGAUUUUCCCUGCACCAAAUGAGGAUGGUCAUAUUGACCGGGAGGCGCAGUUUGGAUACGACUUCCUCAAGGCAAUUCUUCUAUGGCUGCAGGGGGGUCGACAAGAACUUCUUCGAGGUUUCAGACGCGGCUCUUGUGGUCCCAGAGUGUCUGGAAGAUUUCCUCUGGAUGCGGAUGCUGACGAGGAGGCGAUCGACAGCGUGCUUCUUCCUUACCUUCAGGACUUGGCUGGAGAUAACUCCAUCGUGAACGUGGAUGCCUCGCGGUUUGAACAGGACUCUACGCGAAUCGUCUUUCAGACCCAGAAAGCUGCCGUGACUGCAUUCGGGAACGCCGUGAAGUUGCCUCUGGAGAACCUCGGAACCUCGGCUGCUCGCGUUGAUAAGCGCCGCGUAUCCAAUCCCUCUUCCCAGGUUCGAUCUCUUGACCGAGCCUCUGCAACUAGGUUCUGGAUUCUGCGCGUAGGUCGAGGGAUUUUGAUGCAAGCUGGCAACGGUGUCAACUACUCGUUCGUCAACCGUGCUUUCGGCGGACUUCAUACAUCAGCUGUGGAAUCCGACAGUGACAUUGACGUGGAAAGAUCCCAGAAUGAUGCCGAGGCCAACGAGGAGGAACAGGCAAUUCGGACCAUCAAUCUCGUGAGAUCUGGUGGCUCUGCGCGGGCAGCGGCUGACGCAACCUCGACACCUUCGGACGGUGACGAGGGCGAAUCCUCCUCCGAUGACGUCUUUGAUCGCUUACCUGUGACCCAUGAAAGCGACAGUGAUAACGGUGAAGAAGGCGAAGAAGGCGCAGAUAUCAGCGACGUCGAGAGCGAUGGGCACGACGGUGAUGGCUGGCAGAUGGACUUGGUCGGCUCGGAUUCAGACGAUUCAGAGGAUUCAGAGUCCGACGAGCCUCUCUAUCUACGGGGUGCGACUCGGAAAUCACGAAGAGGCGAUGUUGAACUGGACACACCCUGUUUCGCUCAUACACGGGUGUAUCGGGGUCACUGCAACAUCAAGACUGUCAAGGACGUCAACUUCUUCGGACUAAAUGACGAGUACGUGGUGAGUGGCAGUGACUCGGGCCAUGUGUUCAUUUGGAACCGCGAAACUGCCGAACUGGUCAAUAUCUUGGAAGGCGAUAGCGAGGUCGUCAAUGUCGUUCAAGGCCACCCUUAUGAGCCGACCCUUGCGGUGUCGGGUAUCGAUAACACGAUCAAGGUCUUCUCUCCAGACCGACACGCGCAAGAACAGGCUCGCCGAGGCCGCCAUAUUCUUGACCCGGACAACCCGGUCAAUGCCCUCGGAUCUACCGAGCUCAACCUGGGUGGCCUUCAAAGCCGCAAACGUCUCUCGGACAGCUAUCGCAUCAUGAGCCAGAAUGAUGUCGACCGCCGCGGCGGUAUGAGCGAAGCCUAUAUCACGGUAGAGUCUCCCAGUCCCCCAUCAGGUGUCUCGGACAUCCCAGAGGAAUCCAGCUACUGA